AUGCCGUCAGCGGCGGCGGCGGCGGCGCCGGCCGGCGCCUCCAGCCCGUCCGUCUCCUCCACCACGCUGGAGCAGCUGCGCGAGUUCGAGAGCGUCCUGGAGGCGGUAUCGACCCGCGCGGAGGCCACAGGCUCCGGCCACGAGGCCGCCCUGGAGCUGGAGACGCUGGUCGCCUCGGACCUGCUGGGCAUCACACCCGAGUCGUCGCCGGCGCCGGCCUCCUCGUCUGGCGGCUCUCAGUUCGUGUACCCGCCGGCGGUGCCCGAGCCCGGGCCGCCCGACGACGAGAGCAGCCGCGGCAGCAGCAGCUCCAGCUACCUGGUGGGCCAGCCGGCGGCGGCCGCCGCCCCGCUGGUGACGCCCUCCUACACCCCGGACGCGUCGCCGUCACUGCCGUCCGUGGCGUCUACCUCCUCGGGAGUCAGCGGGUCACCGCUGGUCAGCAAACCCAAGCCAAAGCCGCUGCCGCAGAAGCUGAAGACGGCCGUGACGGCGCAGAAGCCGAAGCCGUUGGUGACGCCGACCCUGGUGAAGCCGUCGCCGGUGAAACAGGAGCUGGAAGACGACCAGACGCGCCAGCGGAUCGCGGCUAUUCUGCAGCAGUACCAACAGGACCUGGCCUGUAACCCGACGCCUACCCCGGCCCCGCGUAAUCGCAAAAACCCACCCGUGUACACAUCACGGGGCGGAGGCGAGGGAACCAGCAAGAGCAAGAAGAAGUCGCCCAACAAGAAAGUGGAGACGGUGGUGGGCAGCAGCUCAUCCUCGCUCACCGUCGAGGACGACCCGCCGGCGAAGGCUUCCACCAGCCCGAAGCCGAGCAGUUCCCAGACGGCUGACGAGUUCGCUGACCAGAACAGUACCGAGACGGGUCUGCUGGCAGACGUCAGCGCCAGCGCGGCGGUGUCAGCGGCGGCGGCCGUCACCGAGUCUCCGGUGGCCGCUCCGCCGACUCCGCAGCCGGCGGCGUCCCCGCUGGUCUCCCUGCCGCAGAACUACCGUACCGUGCGCGUGGUGCGGCUGGUGACAUCCGCCGGCCACCCGCACCUCCUGCAGACCCUGUCGCCGCCGGCCGCGCUGCUGCCGCCCUUCCACACGCUGUCAGCGGCCGAGACGGCCACGGGCGCGGCGGCGGCCGGCCUGGCCGGCUGGCAGACCAUCUCGGCGCCGCACACGGCCGUGGUGACGGCGGCGGUGGCAGCGCAGAGCCAGCAGACGGCCGCCGUCAAGCAGGAGGCCCAGGAGUCGGCGGGCACCCCGCAGCAGCAGCAGCAGCCGGUGCAGCAGGUGCAGCUGCAGAUCCAGCAGCCGCUGGCCGUCCAGCAGUCCCCGCAACAGGAGCAGCAGCUCUCCCAGCCCACCCACCAGGAGGAGGAGGAGAAGGAGCGUAAACUGACAGAGGACGAACAGCAGAUGCUGGUCAACGUCAACGUCAAACUCUCCGACCGCGAGGAGGCGUCCGAGUCCCAGCAGAGCGAAAACAGCAACGAGGACGUGCGUAUACCGCAGGCCUCGUUUUUCACGGAGCAGCUGCAGUCGUGUCUGUCAACUGGCGAGGAGCUGUCCCCUCAGCAGCAGCAGCAACAGCAGCAGCAGGAGGAGCAGCAAGACGACGAGCAGCAGCCGCAAGACGAAGACGAUCCGGGCGAGGCGGGCACCAACGGCGACGACCGGCUGCUCGACUGCUGCCGGCCGUCGCACGACCCGGACGGCGGCGGCUCGGCGGGUUCGGAAGGAUCCGGGCCGCCCACCCCGUUGCUCAGCCAGUCCUCUGUACACGUCAUCACGGGCGUGCUGUCGUCAGGCGGCGGCGGUGCGGCGGCCGAGCUGCGCGCGUACCCGCCGCUGCCGCAGGGCCCGGCCGCCACCAGCGAGACGCUGGACGACGCGCCGCCCGGCAGCCUGGUGUACGGCGCCGCGCCGCCGCCCGACGCCGACGGCUUCUGGGCCGAGCUGGAGGAGGAGCCCGAGCUGCCCGAGCUGCCGCUGGAGCCGCGCGCCGCCGGCGGGGGCGCCGAGCUGGCCGUGGAGACCGCCUGGAGGCCCGGCCCGCUGGGCGCCUCCUCAAAGAGACUGCUGGCCAGCGGACCGCUGAGGACCAUCAGUAACCGCCAGCAGCUGCUCACCACCAAAGUGGGUGCCGUGCUAAACGUGGCCGCGCCGCCGCGUAAGCAGGCGCCACGCCGCGUCCGCCGCCGGCCGGCCGAGCGGGCCAAGGCCGCCAAACAGACGAGCAUGACGGCCAUCCGCGAGCGGACACCAUCGGGCCCCGGCUCUGGUCACGAGAGUGAGACUGAGAACGUGGAGCGCCGGAUGGAGGCGGCCGCCGGAGACGGGCUGCUACUGCAGGCGGCCGUGGAGCUGGAUCCACUGGCUAUUACAGUCGCGCCACUGCCGGCAGCCAGACUGCCGGCCCCGGCCGCCGAGCGGCAGCUGAAUACCUACGCCAAGAAGGACAAGAAGAAACUCAAACAGGUCACCAAAGUGGAAGCCAAGGAGAGUGCUCCUCCAAAGUCAAGCAAGGGCGUCCCGGCGGCAGCGGCUGCCAUGGCUGCGGUGGCCCCCGCCGCGCGGCCACCCUCAGGAGCCACCGGAGCCGCCCAGCCGCCGGCCACAGGAGCCGAGACGAAGGCGAGCGUGCCGGUGGUCACCGCAGUGAAGCUGAACAUGCCGUGGACGCCGCCCGGCUCUCCGGGCCGCCUGGUGACCGACCUGGCGUCACUGACCAACCCGGACUCGCCCCGUGUCUUCCUGAGCCGUCUGCGAGAUGACGUGAUCACGCCGCCGCCGCCGACCUCGCCCGCGGCGCGCCGGCUCGGCUGGAGCCCCUCGCGGCCGGCGGCCGAGCCCGUCUCGCCGGCAGAGUCGCCGCGCGUCUUCCUGAGUCGCCUGCGCGCCGAGGACGCGGCGGCGCCGGCCAGUCCCGGCGGCAGGCCGACCGCCGGCCGGGAGGCCGCAUCGCCGCCCUCUCCCGCGCGCGCCAAGUCGAGCCAGGCGUCGCAGCCGGUCCGGGCCGGCCCGUGGCAGGUGGCGGUCGGUGGCGGCCUGGGCCUCACCUCUGAGACUGCUGUGGGUGGACCCGAGUCGCCGCCGGGCCGGCGGGCGUCCCAGAGACUCUCCGCCGAGCACGACACAGAGGACGGAGAGAAGCUGCGCGAGAGACGCGCGUCACAACGCCUACCUACUUCAACUGAGACCAGAACAGCAGAGGACGCGGAGCAGCCGCAGGAGAAGCGGGUGUCUCGGCGGACCGCGACCGAGCUGAGCGCCGCUGAGAGCGGGGACAAGCCCAGGGAGAGCCGGUCCUCUCGGCGGCCGUCCGGCUCGGCCGAGGGCGGCGCUCAGCGGGAGAAGCGCGCCUCUCAGCGUCGGUCCUCCGACCGCAGGGCGGAGACGUCCCCCGGCCGCCGGCCGAGCCAGCGCGCCAGGGAGGCCAGCGGGGACGGCCGGCCGGCGAGCGACGAGCCGACGGCAUCACGGACGGCGGACAGCGACCGCGGCGGACUGACAGCUGUCGUAUCACCGGUCGUAACGCGGCUGGUCGGGCGGCCCAGCAGUCGUGACGGACGGCGCCCGCCGGCGGCGGCCCCGGCCGCCAGGCGGGGGGCACAGCCCAGCGAGCCUGCCCCCGCGGCGGCGGCCGGUCGGGGUGGCAGCCAGCGACGUCCGAGCGGUGGCCGGCCCAGCGCCGCGGCUCGCCUCUGUAACGGCCGUGAGUCUCCUGCGCUGCGGAGCGGCCGCUCGCUGACCCCAGUGCCGGCCGGGCGCGGCAGCAGGACGGCGGACAAAACGGCUGGCUCCAACAAACCGAACACCGCGGCAACUAACCUGGACAAGGAGCAGAAACGAGCUGGGAGCGUGGGACGGACGAGGAAACAGAUCAACGGCUUGGAAAAGACCCAGAAUGGUCCGCGCGAAUCUGAGAAGCUGAAGAAACCACAACUGACUGCGGAUAAACCUGGCAAGAAGUCUGAAAUACCUGACCACCAAGACAAGAUUCAACGGAGGUCCGAGAGACCCAAGAAACGGUUGGAAGGCACCGACAAACUCGAUAAACGUCAGGAUGUUGUAGAUAAAGUUAAAAGUAGUCAAGUGAGCGUAGAAAAACCCGUUACGCGGCAUGACACCACCCUAGAUAAACCCGUUACGCGACGAGGGAGUGUAGAUAAACCUGUUGCACGACAAACGAGCGUAGACAGGUCGAGUUAUCGGCCGGACAAGCUGGACAUGCCUCAUAUACGAUCGGUCAGCUUAGGCAGGAGGACUGGAGGCACCGACAAGCAAUUGAAGCGGUCUUGGAGCUUGGAGAAACGUGACAACCGAUCAGGGAGCUUGGACAAGUCCAACAAGCGACCAAAGAGCCAGGAGAAGCCCGGCGGCCGGCUGGGGUCGCCGGCGGUGACCGGUCGGCAGACGGAGGAGGCCGGCUCGGAGCGGGCCGGGCGGCCGGGGGUCACUCGACGGCCGGCCAGCCGCGCCUCCAGCGCCGCCACCCCGCCCCCGCCGGCGGCAGCGGCCGCCAAGGCGACCGGCGGACAACAGCGUGCCAACGGGACGAUGCGGCGGCGCUCGGCGGCGGCCGCCGCGCCGGGCGCCGGGCCCGCGCGCAAGCGGCCGCGGCCGGGUCGACCGCCGGGCGGUGGCGGCGGCGGGAGGUAGCCUGCCGCCGCGCGGCCGCCCAGACGCUAGAUGUGAUAACGAGAGGGAGUGCCAGGUGUAGUGCGGGUCAGCCCCGCCGGAGCGAACCCUCUGUACGCGAUCUCAGUGUGUUUUAUCUCUGCAUGUGUCGAUGUGGCGCGGCGCCGCGGCCGCCCGCAGUCUGUUCGUCGUUGAUUUGCUCAGGACCCCGGGUGUGGCCGGCCGGCCGGGGCCCGUCUUUCAGGGCGCGCCGGAGGGCCCACUCUCUCACCGGUUUGGUGUGUGCAUGUGCCGUGUAGCUGCAGUCCCCCGUCCCGCCCCUACCCCGCCCCCGUACAGAUGUGCCCGCCGCUCGCUAGUUUGAGCUUUGGGGCGCGCCGGCGCCGGCCGCGCGGCGCCAUCGUUACCAUUGGAGGAGCGGCUGCCCGGCCGCCCUCCGGAGAUUCGACACCGAGGUCUGUUCAGUUCUCACCGGUUGACAUCGUUUUGUAAUGUUUUCAUCCUUCAUUUAUGGAGAGAUUACCUACGUGUGGCAUCGUGUAUUAUAAUUCAUGUAUCUGUUCGUGUGAUACAUUUCUAUGUGAUUUUGUGCUUUGAAUGUCGGCACAUAACUUUGGUAAUAAACCUACGCUCCGCAGUAGUA
Molecule: messenger RNA, 5281 nt
Organism: Amphibalanus amphitrite
Lineage: Eukaryota; Metazoa; Arthropoda; Thecostraca; Balanomorpha; Balanidae
Product: proline-rich protein 36-like
Exons: 3
Coding region: 1-4659 (1552 amino acids)
Source: RefSeq, a predicted model, not a curated record